Molecule: messenger RNA, 1329 nt
Organism: Schistosoma rodhaini
Lineage: Eukaryota; Metazoa; Platyhelminthes; Trematoda; Strigeidida; Schistosomatidae
Source: the annotation of a GenBank genome assembly
AUGGAUAAAAGUCAGAUUCCGAAUGAAACUCCCAGUGCGGAAUCCAGUUCUAUUAAACCUACAACUGCACCUCGCCCAACAACACUAAACAUACUGUUGGACAAUACAAUAAAAAGUCCAGCAUUAUCUUCUUUCCUGACACCUUCUCUAGAAGAACUCCAACCGAUUUUACGUUCAGAGGUGGAAAAAAUUCUUCAACACCUGAAAGCGUCUCCACAGACUCCUGGAAGCUUCCUCAAUCCUAAGCAUGUUACUGAAGAACAAGAGAGGUUCGCUAAUGUUUUUACUCAGAAGUUGAAUGAGCUACGGGAUGCAUCUAGUUUGGCCUCUCUGACUGCGGCUCUUAGUCCUGUUACUUCUGCGGUAAAUAAUAGUGGUUUGUACAAUAUUAAUUUGGCUGAUUUCAACUCUCAAAAUCUACCAAACUUUGCCGAACUAUGUCGUCAGGCAAGUCAAAGUGGAAUCAACACAACUCCAGCAUCUAUACUUUUUUACUCGCCAGCUUGCUUCGAUGCUCAGUCUUUCCCGAAUGUUCAGACUGUUACUCCAGGUCUUGUUGCUUUUCAGCCACAACAGACUGAUUCGGUCAACUCAACGUCUGAACAGAGUAUCACACUAACAAAUUUACAAAAUUCGCUUUCUAUUUCUCUUCCCAAUACUGUCCAACCAGUCACGGAGAGUGAAGUUACGACUGUUCAACUGCCUAACGGUCUGCGUCUUGGUAUAACGACCAAUGGUGCUUCACAAGCGUCAGUUCUUCAGAUGCUAGGUAUUGAGCCCCAACCAGAGAUUGUCCAUCAUGCCCAUAUUCCUAAUCCAUCUUUAGAUCCGUCUCUUUGGCCUCUAAACAUACAAACAAAUCUACCCCCUAACGACACUUCCGAUAGUCGUCGUACAGCUUCAGCAAGUUCACCACAAGACCCUGAUGAUGCUCGUCCUUCUUCAGUAGAUAUUAAUUUAGAGCAAAAUGAUCCGAUGCGGAACGUCAGGUCAUCUUCCGUUUCUUCUGUUUCUUCUUCGUCUCAAGGAAAUAGUUCUAGGAACCUAGCUGUUUCUAAUCUCAAGGACACACGUUUGGAUCCUACUGAGCAGUCGCGCAUGCGGUUAGAGCGGAAGAGAGCAAGAAACCGUGAUGCGGCUCGUAAAUGUAGGGAAAGAAAGAUUCGUUUGAUUAAAAGUUUGGAGAAGGACGUCAUUCAUCUCUCUGAAGAAAACAGGGCGUUGCGCAAUCGAUUAUCUCGCAGCAGAAUUGAGGUAGAACGUCUGAAAAUGUUUGUUGUCAAUCAUCUUGACAAGGACUGUCCUGCUUUAUCUAGUAAGGUAGCUUAA